Messenger RNA from Ectocarpus siliculosus, 568 nucleotides. NCBI's taxonomy places the organism in Eukaryota, Phaeophyceae, Ectocarpales, Ectocarpaceae. The record is from the annotation of a GenBank genome assembly.
CCGCCACCGCUGCCGCAGCCAAUGCUGCCAUCGAGUGCGCCGCCGCCGCCGCCGCCGCCAACGCCGCCGCCGCCAACACCAUUUAAUGAUUGGUGUCAGGAGGCCACGCCGUCCUCGUCUAACCAGCUCGUGGUCUUGGAGGACCCGACCGGUGGAAACAUCCAGAGGGCAAGCAAGGGCAAGGUCGACACACUACACGUCGAACGGGGCGGUGUCACUGAACCGGCUGCGCUAUUAGUAGAGGCGAUUUGCGUGGUGUGUGUGUAUUAGACUAUAGUUCUGUACCCAAUUCUGUUCCCCGAGCGCGGUUAUGUUGCUGUGCUAUCGAUUGUGGCGCGUGAUGGUGGAAGGCCUGCAUGGGGCAGUAACUCGGCAUGUCUUUGUAUCCGCUUCUAUGCAUACCACCGGUAACCCAUUGGAACCCGUUGGGCUCGUGCGCACACGUGCGGGAAGUUAACAGAACAUCGAGUAGGAUAACGUGUUAGGUUUAACUGCUGUCUGUUAUACAAGUUCCAACGAACGUGCCUGACAUGUCGUUUUCGGGCCGGCCAAGCAUGUUCUAAUUUGA